This is a messenger RNA of Scatophagus argus, 10170 nucleotides long. RefSeq names its product SET domain containing 2, histone lysine methyltransferase (gene setd2). The record is from RefSeq and is a predicted model, not a curated record. Gene Ontology annotation, molecular function: histone H3K36 methyltransferase activity; protein binding. NCBI's taxonomy places the organism in Eukaryota, Metazoa, Chordata, Actinopteri, Scatophagidae. The transcript has 22 exons. Gene Ontology annotation, biological process: regulation of DNA-templated transcription. Bases 617 to 8518 code for a protein of 2633 amino acids. Gene Ontology annotation, cellular component: chromosome; nucleus.
CAAGGCAGAGAGGGUUUUAGUUUUAUCUGUAAAUAUUUUAUUUAGUCCGUUGCUAGUUGCAGUGCCCUCCAGGGUUCGCGCCAGCUAUUUCUACAUCAUGUGAUGUUGCUGAACACAGCAGCAAGACACAGCAAGAGAAACGCUGUGAGGAUCAGUGUGUGGAAUGAAAGGUAUUCCAAAGACAUGUUCAUAAUCCUUCAAGCAGAGGUUGUCACUCUUGUCGUUAUUUACAGAUGGACCAGAUGAAGACUCUUUGUGAGUCUUGGGUUUGGUGAUCAUUUGUGUUCUCGACCUCUCCACCAACUCUUGGCUAACUGUGAGCUCAUGUUAGCUCGAUAGUAUCAACAUUCGCCCAGGCUGAAGCUGGGGCGCAGCAGCAGCGGAGCCUCUGAGCAGACCAUCAUUUCCGACAGCACCGUAUGGAUUUGACGUCGGCAUACAUUGUUGCUUGAUGUUUUACAAAGGGCCUGUUACAGGUUAUUUCGAAGAUGGGGGAACCCUGUGACCUUAAGCACUUCGUAAAGUGUGGCGUCACUUUGGAGGGCUCAUUGCUCUGAUUUGGAUUAUUCUUGGCCAGCAGCCUCUUCAGGCCUUCUAAUCCUAGACGAGUUUCUCAAUGGACACUCUUCUCAAGUCAGAGAUCAGAGAAGAGGGGAGUGGUGCCUCGGUGAAGGUGGAGGGCUUAUCCAAGGCAGCUCUAAUGAAGAGCCUGUCUCCCAGAGUCAUGCUAUCCAACCAUCUCCUGCCUAAAGGUACCAAGAUGAAGGUCAACCUAGAGGAUCAGGGUCGUCAGAAAGUGUCCUUCAGCUUUGCACAGACCAAGAAGCCACUGCAGAACCCGUUCUUCAUCCCUACCAACCCUGAGAAGUCUGUCUCUGAACCUCACCCAAACUUGUCACAGUCAGCCUCAGACAAAGCAGGGCAGAAUACAGACACCAAAACUGAGCAAAAGCAGAUACCCAUGGUGCCAACAUCAACAGCAGAGACCCAUUCUCAAACAUCUGUCUCCCCAGCCACUAAACUGAAAACAGACUUAACAAAGAUGCAUUUCAAAAAGCAAAUUCUCAGUGUCUCUGUGACUGAAGAGCAAUCAACAUCUGCUGUGCCAGAGGAUCCACACUCCUCUGAACUGCACAUUCUGCAGAAAUCCUUUAAAAGUAUGACUAAAUUCCCCACACCCCACACCCAGAAUGCCCUCAGUGUCUGCCCCCCUGAGAAUGCUCACAUUGAAGCCUCCGAGACAAAGGCAGCCCUUAGCCUCAAGAAGCCAGCCGCUUCCUCAGGAAAAGAUGGAGAGAGUUCCAGUAGUGCUGAGCAGGACAGUAAGGUAUGCAAAAGGAAAACCAGGUCCCAGUCUGAUAGUGCGCCCCCUGGCUCAGAAUCUGAUGGGGAUUCAGUCCAGAUGUCUUCCAGUCGCAAAUCAGUUGACUCCAAAAGUAAAACAAACUCUAGCAGCAGAAGCAAAGAAGUAAAAACGUCUUCCUCUGGUUCACAUGUUGAUGAAAAGGAAAAAAGUUCCUCGAAACGUUCAGAAAAUCAUGAAAGGUCCUCUAGUUACUCCAAAUCAGACCGUGAUUCUAGACACACAUCUUCACGCUCAUCUCGAUCAGACAAAGAUCGCAGAAGGACCAGGUCUAGAUCACGGUCAAGAUCACGAGGGUCUCGAACAAGUUCAUCUCACUCCAGAUCAGAGAGAUCCCGAGGUGACAGAGGAUCACGCUCUGACAGGUCAUACUAUCAUGAUUCUGAUCGAAGAUCGCACAGGAGUUCUCCACGCAGAGAGAGAAGACGUUCUCGUUCUCGCACCGACCGAACUCGUGACAGUUCUGAUUCAGAGGAUGACCACAGGAAGACAAGGACGAGGACAAGUGAUUCCAGCAGAUCAUCUGCCCAUUCGAGCUCACAUAAAGAGUCAAAAUCAUCUUCCUACUCAAAAUCUGACAAAGCCUCCAAAUCUGGAGAUUCUCCCCACCCCUCAGAGUUGGAUAAAAGAACACAAUCAUCAAAGUCUGACAGAACUUCUAAGCGACUGUCAGACUCCGAUUCCCAGCGCAAGUGCUCUCCUGAUCUGGACUCCAGUUAUCGUAAAUUCAGCUCCCAUCACAAGUCAGAAACCAACAGCAAAUCCUCUUCUUCCAGUUUGCAUACUCGCUCUCAGACAUAUGAAAAACGCCAAAAAAGCAGCUCUAGUGACUCUGAGGCAGAUCAUAAAGGAAAAUCACAGGCCUCUGACAAAAGCUCUGGCUCAGAGGACAACUGUAACAACUCUCCAAAGAAAACCAGUAGGUCAGACUCAAAGCAAAUGACCCCUUCUAGAUCUUCUGUGAAAACCAGCGGACAUGAUAGACAAUCAGAUGACACGUUUCACACCCCUGGCAAAGCACCACCAUGUGCAAGCACCACAGAAUUGGGUUCUCAUAGUGAAAAAGAAAAGUCUGAUUCCCAACCCAGUGGAAAUGAACAUAAUGAUCAGAUUUUUAAGGAGGUCUCAUGCACUGGUAAAACUUUGCAAGAAUCUUCAUCCAAGAGAAGAGAAUUAAGAUCCGAUCUUCAAGUUGAGAAUGAAAAUGCCUCAGCUGUAACCUCAAGUGAAAGCCUAAAGCAUGUAAAUACCACCCUGGAAAACUUGACAAAUGUGAACGAUAGCCUUUCUUCUAAUAACCAACCACAUGUGAACUCAAAUGCAGCAGUCUUGAAUUCAUGCAUUAGCAAUGAUAGUUUCAUGUGCAGCCAGGUCAAGAAAGUUGUUGACUGCUCAUCAGGACCAAAGUCCAUACUUGAUACAGCGGAUAUACCUGUCACACAUGAUACCCUCCAGAACACUAAACCAGAGAUUAUUGAGCAAAUUGUGAUAUCAACAGUGGAGUGCAGGACGAGUGUGCCACUGAAAUCUGAUCCAUUGUGUCUUGAAUCUGAGAAUCCGCUAACAUCUGAACCGCAAAAUAUGGAUACUGUUAAAAAGACCAGCAGUGGUGCCAAAAAGUCUCGAUGGGAUAUUGUUGGGCAGGACAUCUCAGACAGUGAUAAUUCACAAAGGACAUUUUGUGCAGAGAGCAAGCCAACUGUUAAAAAAGUGAUUUCUGUCAAAAAAAUUGAGUUCUCGAAAGACAACAACCAACAAGAGUCUGGCAUUAUUAAAGAUAAAAUUCAGCAACAACCUGAAACACAUUCCAAACUGAUGAAUCAGACUGAAAUCUCUAAGCAGAAGGUCGAUUCAGACUGCACACCAAUGAUUGAUAAAUACAACGACCAAAGUGAGCCUUCACAAGAGAGCACCAGCAUUGACCAAUGUGACUUAAAACUGAGUGUUUCUCAACACAAACAAACACACAAAACAAACACAGUUGAGCCUCUGCAUGUAAAUGAUAUAUCACAGCUCGACAAAGCUGCAAAGAUGCAGUGUUGGAAUGGCGAUGAUCGUGAAGAAAAAUCCAAGGACAGUUCACAUACAAGCAAAUUGUAUAAGAGAACUGCACUAAAGCAGGAUGCAUUAGGAGGACAGAGUGAAGCCAGUGAUAGUGACAACUCGGAGUAUGACUCUGACUGUGGCGAGGCUAUAAAACGAUUGCACUCUGUGGUGGUAGUGCCAAGGAAUUCAUCUCUAACGAUGGAUACACAGGACACAGGAGAUUCACCAUGCACUCCAAUUAAUAGUUCAGAACUGCAAAAUGUUAAUACAGCAGCUGAUGUGAAUAUCAGCUAUCAAGUCCAGAAACAAAGGCAAGGGUGUCCUUCCACUGCAUUUGUAGAGAUCAGUGUUCCAUGUGCUGGUCUGAAUGAUUCAUCCAAUAACAGUAUGUUGUGCCAGUCUCAGAGUAAUAUGAUUGAUAGUACCAGUCACUCAGAGGGCUCCAGCUCCAUCAGUGCCCAGCCCUACUUGGCAGGUCAUAAUAGUGCACAUGGAAGUGCCUCAGAUCCUGCUCACAGACUUGAUAAUUCAAUACAGUGUGAUCGGGAGCACAGUCGACAUAAUCUAAGCAGCAGAGGUGAAAGGAUGUACUCCUGCUUUCAACAAGAUAAUUUCUCCAAUGCUGAUAACAUCAGUGACAAGAAGGGAUUCAGCCUGGGUUGGGAUUUUUCCCAAUCAGAACAGCCCAGUAGUACAUACCAGCAGCCUGAUAGCAGUCAUGGGCCGCAGUUACUGAACACUAAACUGACAGGGACCUCUCCCAAGGACCAGGAGCACAUACAGAUUAAUGCCUCCUGGAACCAUUCCCUUAGUUUGCAGGCUAGCAGAAAAACCUACCUCAAUGUGCAUGAACACUAUCAGGAUCCUGCAAAUGAUAUCCAUCCCGAUUCCCUAACUAAUGACCACGACGACUACAGUGGGGAUAAACCAUCUAGUCUUAGUAAAACAGCUGUUGAAUGCAGUGGACCUAACACUCCUGGGUCAUCAAGCUUUGUACAAGGUCAUGAAAUAAGCAGCAACAGCAGGGGCUCUGCUGUCCCUGAACCCCCCAGAGAAGACAAUUUUAGACCCCACAGAGGCCGAGGCCCUCCAAAGAAAAGGCGUCCAGAGAUUGAGUCAGAUUCAGACAAUGAGGCAGAAGCUGGGCCGGCAGAGAAGAGGGAUCGUCCAGGAGAUAGUGAUGUCUCUAAGGAAAGUCAUGUCAAAGCUGAAGUGCACCGUCCGUCACUCACCCUGCAAGACUUUCAAGACUCCAGUAAAUGGAAGGAGUUAUCCAAGUCUAAGAGAAUGCCACCUUACUUUGACUUGAUUGAGGAGAACCUUUACCUGACAGAGAGAAAGAAGAGCAAAUCUCAUCGAGACAUCAAGAGAAUGCAAUGUGAAUGCCCAGUGUUACCACGAGAGGAGCGUUUAAAGGGAGUAUUAGCAUGCGGGGAAGACUGUUUAAACCGGCUCCUGAUGAUUGAGUGCUCUUCGCGAUGUCUGAAUGGAGUCUACUGCUCUAAUCGGCGCUUUCAGAUGAAACAACAUGCAGACUUUGAUGUUAUCCUCACAGAAGACAAAGGAUGGGGACUACGGGCAGCUAAAGACUUGGCUCCAAACACCUUUGUACUGGAAUACUGUGGGGAGGUAUUGGACCACAAGGAAUUCAAAACAAGGGUGAAGGAAUAUGCUCGCAAUAAGAACAUCCACUACUACUUCAUGUCUCUAAGGAAUAAUGAGAUCAUUGAUGCAACGCUGAAGGGUAAUUGCUCACGUUUUAUGAACCACAGCUGCGAGCCCAACUGUGAGACCCAGAAGUGGACUGUCAAUGGCCAACUUAGAGUUGGGUUUUUCACUACAAAGGCUGUCUCUGCAGGAACGGAGCUGACAUUUGAUUACCAGUUCCAGAGAUACGGCAAAGAAGCACAGAAAUGUUUCUGUGGUGCACCCAGCUGCAGAGGUUUCUUAGGUGGUGAGAACAGAGUUAGUGUUCGGGCAGCUGGAGGGAAGAUGAAGAAAGACCGCAGUCGAAAGAGUGCUCUCACUACGGUUGAUGAGGAGCUGGAAGCAUUACUGGAGAAUGGAGAAGGCCUGUAUGAUGAGAAACAGGUGGUGUCUCUCUGCAGACUAAUGGUCCGAGUGGAAACCAUGGAGCAGAAGCUCAUCUGUCUCAAGCUCAUACAAGAUACUCAAAAUCCAUCAUGCCUAAAGCAGUUCCUGGACCAUCAUGGAUUGUCUUUGCUGUGGAUCUUCAUGGUUGAACUUUCUGAGGCUAAAGGCAACAGUGCCAAUAACAUCAAACUGCAGUUAGAGAUUAUGAAAACUUUGGGUGUGCUGCCUAUCUCCACUAAGAACAUGUUGGAGGAGAGCAGAGUCCUCACUUUCAUUCAACGAUGGGCACAAACAAAAAGUCUCCUUCAGCCUGCCGAGAUGGAUGGCUACUCCAGUGAGAAUACAUCCCGUGCUCAAACACCCCUCAACACUCCUGAUGGUUCCUCAACCAAACUGGGACCAGAAUUGGAUGGAGACACCUCAAAACCUGCUGUGUACCGCCGCCUUAAAAUCAUCAGUGAAAAUAGUCUGGACAGCGCACUAUCUGACACGAGCAAAGCAUCUGAUGGGAAGGAAGAAGAAGAAGAGGAGGAUGAUGAGGAAGAGGAGGAAUCCUCACCUGCAGGGCUUCCUGAUGGCAAACAGUUGAAGGCAGAUCCAGUGUGUGAACCUGCAGAUCCAACAAAAGAAACAAUGGAGGAGUCAGUGAAAGAGCAGAAACAGGAAGAUACUGAGAUGAAUUCAAGUAGUCAACAACAACCUCAAACGGAGGAGGUAAAAGAAGAAAUGGAGGUGGAUUUAGAGCAGGAAAUUAUGACGAAAGAGUGCACGAGUGAUGGUCAGAUAGGUGAACUUGCUGGGCCAAAGGCGCCUAGUGAGGAACAGGAGAGUGCGGAGGAGCAGAGCAGUCAGGAAGUGACAGAAAAGGUUGAACUUGAAGGAAACCAGCCCACUCAGCCAGAGAUUCAGUCCAUCCAAACAGAUGCUGCUGAUCUUCCACCUGAGCAGCCCUCAGAGAACUUGGAAGCCCAGGCAGAGACAAAAGAGGUUGCGAAACCUCCACAAAGUGAGGUGCAACCCAGUCAAUCUACCACUGAUAGUGUGCCAAGCUCUGAGACUCCAGAGGCCAGUAUGCCCACUGAGGUCAUCGCAACUCCUGUAGAUCCAUCAGUGACAGGAACUCCUUCUCAGGAUGAAGAGGAAGGUGUCUCCGAUGUGGAGAGUGAGAGGAGUCAAGAGCCCCAACUCAGUGCUUUGGACAUUAGUGGCAUGGCUGCCAGACUUCUGGAAAGCUGGAAGGAUCUAAAGGAGGUGUACAGAAUACCAAAGAAGAGUCAGGUUGAAAAGGAAGCAAAUGAUCGCAGCCGAGAUCGAGACACAGCUUUGACGCCGCGCACCACCUCUGGCAGCCGAGAACGUGAAAGGGAACGGGAGAAGGAGAGGGAACGCGACAGAGACCGAGAUUAUGACAGAGACAGGGAUCGAGACUGGGACAGGGAGCGAGAUCGCGAUAGGGACCGUGAUCGAGUCUCUGACAAAACUCCACGCAGCACUGAGAGAAGGAGGAGACGCUCAACUUCACCACCCUCAUCCUAUGAGAGGACCACCCGACGCACCGAGGAGCGGUUUGACCCAUCUAACAAUAACAAGACACCAAGGGGGGGAGUUGGUGGAAAGGAGCGCAACAAGCUCUCCACAGAGGAGCGCAGAAAACUGUUUGAGCAGGAGGUUGCUCAGCGGGAAGCCCAAAAACAGCAGCAGCUUCAACAGCAACAGCAACAGCAGCUUCAGACUAUGGCUUAUGACCCAGCUCUGGCCUAUGCCUCCAGUCCUGGCUUCAUCCAGUACCCUCCGGGAUAUCCCAUCCAGACGUUCGUGGAUCCCUCUAACCCCAACGCAGGCAAAGUACUACUGCCUACCCCUUCGGUUGAACCUACACUCACCUAUCAACAGACACCUCCCCAGCGUCUUAUUACAGAUGUGGGACUGACUUCUCCAUCCUCCACUUCCCAGGCUGCUCCAGUCUCUAAUCUCUCUCAGCACAUCAGCACCACAAACCUCACCCCUGGCACCCGUCAGCAGUAUGUGCAGCCAAAUGUAGCAACCCAGGAUGCAGGCGUAGCUGUCCUCUCUGUACCAGCCCAGACAGCCCCUCAGGUACAGGGCCAGCAGAGUUACACUACUCUCUGGGAUCCCACUACUCAACAGACGGUUGCUGUGCAGACUCAGCCUGCACAGCAGUAUGCCACGGCCCCAGCACAAGCUCAGACACAGACAGCCAUCUAUUACCAGGGCCAACCAUGCCAAACUAUCUACAGCAUCCCCACCGCCUACCCUCAGGCUAACACCCCUGUUAUACAGGCAUACACUGAACCCGCAGCCAGCUACCUGCAUGGCCAGCCUGUGUACCCUGGUCAUCAGCAGGGAGUGGUGGUGCAGCAGGGAGGCACAGUCACCACCAUUGUCACAUCCCAAACUGUCCAACAGGAAAUGAUUGUACCCAACAAUGUGAUAGACCUGCCUCCUCCCUCUCCCCCCAAACCCAAAACUAUUGUCUUACCUCCCAACUGGAAAGUGGCUCGGGACCCUGAAGGCAAGAUCUACUACUAUCAUAUCGUCACAAGGCAAACACAGUGGGACCCUCCAACCUGGGAAGGGAGUAGUGACAACACUAGUGUGGACCAUGAAUCAGAAAUGGACCUGGGCACACCCACCUAUGAUGAGAAUCCAUCCAAGUUCUCCACCAAGACAGCUGAAGCAGACACAUCCAGUGAACUGGCUAAAAAGAGUAAAGAGACAUUUCGCAAAGAGAUGUCCCAGUUCAUAGUGCAAUGCUUAAAUCCUUAUCGGAAGCCAGACUGCAAACUUGGACGCAUCAGCAACACAGAAGACUUUAAACACCUGGCUAGAAAGCUAACUCAUGGAGUCAUGAAUAAGGAGUUGAAAGCUUGCAACAACCCUGAGGACCUUGAGUGUAAUGAGAAUGUGAAGCACAAGACCAAGGAGUACAUCAAGAAGUAUAUGCAGAGAUUUGGCUCUGUGUACAGGCCCAAGGAGGACACAGAGGUUUACUAGCCUCUGAGGCCAUAGAUGUUACACUUGCUCUGCGCUAAUACAGGAGAAGCACAGAUCUGCCUUUCCAUUCAGUCCUUCAUGUAUGUACUGAUACUCUUGAACCAUGAACUAGUUUCUUACACCUAUUUAUGACUAAGAAUUGCACUGCUGCCCAAGAAGCUUUCCAGGCCCUGUGGAUCGCGGACGAGUCCCCUUCUAGAGGCUUUUGGAAAUUUGAGUGUCGCCAAACGACCUGAAACUCCAGGUGCAGUGGCUGCAGUGUUCUCCAAGGAUGACACUGAGGGGUGCUACAGAGACAAAUGUUUUCACUGACUGUUUGAUUUUAAACUUUUUUUUUUUCCCAUUUGUGACUCUUAAAUACACCCAACAUGAUUGCCUCAUUUCCACUUUUUAAACUCUUCAAACCCUAAAAGGGGAUUUCAAAGGAAUCAACUUUUGGUGUCAUAUUUAUCAAAGUUUUUUUUUUUUUUGUUUUCUUUGUUACUUUUCACUGUUAAAAUGGAUCAAGGACAGAACAGUCCAGUUCCCUUCCUCCCCACCCCACUUUCUUUUUCUUGUGCACGCUUCAACUCCCUGCCACUGAUGACUCUGUAUCUGGUGCUGCUUUUAACUGAGUUGUGGAGGUCCAAGCUUCCACUCCUCAAACCCUGCCUUCUCAACCACAAGUCUUUGGAGCCUCUGUUGUUUUAUGAAUGCUUGAUGUAGGCUGAGGUCAGCGUGGUAUCCUUAUGGAAAUUCCUAUGUUUUCCAUGUUUCCUGCUUCAAGUAAUAUGCCCUCACUAGAAUGAGUUCUGAACUCACAAUACACUUGGGGAUCAGCCAAUAACCAGAAAUGGGAUUAAUGAUCAAUAUGACUUUUACCAAUUGUAUCAUAACAAGAACAGGGUUUGAAUGCUAUGUUUGAUGUGCUGUUUAACUGUGUAUCAGUUUUUUCCCCAUUUCCUAUUCAACCCCUCCCACAACUUGUUCUGCCCUGUUGUCUAUUCUUACAGAAGUAAUGCUGAAAAUGAAGGUUGUAGCGUUGCCGUUUUAACAGUUUCUAAACAUCUUGUGUGUUCUGGUUCUUUUUAUCAUUUAAAUGUCCUAAUGAGACGUUAGAGACACUUAGGUUUGCCUUGCUCCACAAACUGUGGCUAAUUAAUUUCCAAGAUUUUUACGGUUGUCAAGGUAGGUUCAUUAGCAUAGUUUGUUGAAGCCUAUUAAAUUGCAUUAAUAAAGUUCCAACAUAUGUACAUUGCUUUAUAUGUGAAUAUAUUGAAUAAUAGUUUUGGGAAUGUUUAAAUAAGCAGACACUUUGUAAAAGGUCUGUCAUUUCAUGAUUGAACGUGUAAAUAAUGUGUAAAGUUACCUAAGCUGUAUGCAGGAGACUAGGGUCAGGGUGCACAGUGAGCCCACCCAUCCUCACCAGCUCAGCCCUCCUGAUGCAGUUCCCACAUCAGUCAAACUUAUAUGUCAAACCUGGUGACUCACAGCCCUCUGUUUUAUUUCAGUGGUGGGGAAGAUUUUCAUGCUUAUUUGUUGUUUUUUUUUUUGUUAUUAUUUUUCUAUGUACAAAGUAAGUUUCACCCUACUCUACUGUAAGUAUUGUGUAAGCACAUUGUCAUACAGAGUGUAAGACAUUUUAAAAGAUAAUAAACUUUUUUGUAAAAUUA